Messenger RNA from Plasmodium cynomolgi strain B, 762 nucleotides. RefSeq lists its product as hypothetical. The transcript is spliced from 2 exons. NCBI's taxonomy places the organism in Eukaryota, Apicomplexa, Aconoidasida, Haemosporida, Plasmodiidae. The annotation marks the transcript as partial. The record is from RefSeq and is a predicted model, not a curated record.
CUAGAUGCAGCAAAAAGUGGGUUCUACACAAGCAGGAGGAAAACGCCGAGUACACAUUUCGGAGCCCCCAGGGUGGGAAUGAAUUAACCACUUGGGAAGGGGUUCACCACAGUGGAGAUAACCAAGUGGUUCCCGUUCAGGUAGAAGCGAAACUGAACCUCAUGCCGAUUGUACACACAAAUCAGGUGAUGGAAGGCCCCCCAGUGAUUGCGCCCAUGCUGAGCAACUCACCAGGAAAAAAGAAGUCAAUUCUUUUAUCCACACAGAGAGGAAAGCAAGCACUUACCAAACCUAGUAAAAAUGCAAAGACAUCGGGUGAAGAAGAAGAAGAAGCCCACCCUGACAGUGCCACUAACAAACGACAGAAUGAAUCUGCCCCAAAGAAAGGAGCCCCUCUCUCUAAAAGGGGGGUAGAUAUUUCCAGGAGGAAGUUAAGGAGCCUUUCUAGACGUACAGCCCAAUCUGCCAAAAGCAUUCGUCCACAACCGAGUCCCUCCAGGGGGUCACUACAAAAAGGGAUCUCUCCGAGGGGUCCACGCGGCACCGUUGGCAAGACUGUUGGCCAUACUGUUGGCAGGAGUGUUGGCAGCACACACAGCAGAGCUAAGAGGGCUCUUCCAUCUCGUCCUUCUCUGCGAGCUUCCCCCCUGCGGAGUGCCAAACGGAAGAAGCAAAACCGCUGUCACGACCAUCAAGAAGGAGAGAAGCAAAAGGACAACCGGAAAAACGUAAAGGAAUUCAUAAAGGCGUUGAAUAACUCCA